AGUGUUGUUCGUAAUCGCUCUAGUGAAAAGAAAGUUGUUAUUAAUAUUCACUGCCUGUUUUUUUCAAUUGUUAAACAUGCUUUCCCGAGCAUUUGUUUUGUGGUGUUUUGUUUUUUUGGGAGUUCAAUGUAAUAUUUAUAGCGAUUUCGACCUUUUCAACCAAGACCCGUUCCAAAACUCAUGGAACGUCCACCAGCCGAAAAUCUACGCUCAACCCAGGGUGGGUCUCGAACCAGAAGCCGAAAUCAUCAAUGAAAAUGAAAGGGAGAAAGAGCCACUGGGGCCGGACUUUGUGGACCCCCUGGAGACCCCACAAAAACCUGUUUUGAACCCCAAACCUCACGCAUCUAGGCCAGUUUUACCAAGUCUUAACCCUGUUCUUCCCGGAGGAAUCGUGGAUGUGGACGCCAGUGGCGUGGGUGGGCCAAACUUUAAUUUGGGGGGUUUUGACAGGGGCGAGUUCGAUUUGAACAGUUUCGGUUUGGGUGGCAGGCCUGGAAAUGGGUUUUUGAGUUUCGGCGGGUUCUUCGGACCCGACGUGAAGCCGUGGUGGAAAGGUGAGAAUGUUUGUGUGGAAAGAUCGGAAACGACCGACGAUGAUGACGAUGAUGAAGAGGGUGAAAAUGGGGAAGAAAACAAGGAAAACUCCACCGAAACGCAGCAAUCGCCCGCAAAUUUGUUUGCCACCACAAUCAGGCUGUCAAACUGCCAAGAAACCGACAACAAAUACGAAUGCGUGACCAAGAUCAACAAUCAUGGCGUGAUUAAGACCUUCACAGUAACCUACAAAUGUUGCUAUGGCUUCAAAAGGGAAGCUGGUAACUCCGGUUGCACCAAACAGGUCGAGUUGAAACCAAUUUUGGAGACCUUGGGAGAUUUGGGAACCAAAGAAUUCAAAAAACUUAUCUCUUCCGCCGGUUUGGAAGAAAAAAUUAACAACGAAAAUUUGACUGUUUUCGCUCCAACUGAUGAAGCCCUAAUCGAUUACCAUGAAGACAUGAACGAUUUGAACAACGUAGAAGCAGUAAGAAGGCGCAGAGCAGUUAAAAACGCAUAUUCCUCGAAAGAUGUAGUGCUAAAUCAUCUAACGGCCGGUUUCGUAGACUUAACGGAACUUGGGAACGAAGAUUUAAUAUACAGUGAAAACAACAACAGUUCAUUGAGAAUCAACAUCUACCCCACGCAUACGUACCAAAAAAUGUUGACGGUCAACUGCGCGAGAGUCAAGAAGUUGAACAACUUGGCCAAAAACGGUAUUGUUCAUAUAACUGAUUCAACUAUUGAGCCGGCCGUACAAAGUAUCGAGGACAUCAUCAGGGAGCAUCCAAAGUUGAGCAGCUUUAGAAAAGUGUUCGAAAGCACCAACAUCAGAAAACACAUGAAACUCGACGGGCAUUACACGGUUUUUGCUCCAACUGACGAAGCCUUUAACAAACUGGAUGAAUCCCAGAAACAAAAAAUCCUGAAUGGAGAAGCUUGCGCACCAAGCAUUAUCAAGCACCACAUUACAGCUCACACUGUGUGCUCAUCUGCCAUAAUAGGAAACGCUACAACUCACAAUGUAGAAGGCGAUACUUUAAACAUGGAAAGAACAGAAAUGGACGAGUUAAUUUUCGAGGGAAAAGCUAAAAUAACGGAAAUCGACAUCAUGGCUACAAACGGCGUUAUACACCUCAUAGAUACAGUUAUAGUACCGGAAUCGGCUUUGUACAUUGGAAAUCUGUUGAAGUCGCAAAAUUUCUCCAAAUUCAACGAGAUUGUGGAAAAGGCUGGAUUAACUGAAGAAAUUAACAACCUGGUUAACUCUACAGUUUUUGUACCGGAUGAUGCAGCCUUCGAGAAUUCUGAGACUCAGAAGUACUUGGAAUCUAUUGAGGGAGAUCAGGAAAAACUCAAGGAAGUUGUGAGAUAUCACACUUUGAGUGGGCAGCUGCAAUCCUGUGACAUGACCAACAACCAAAAACUGAUCACCAAUGAUGGAGAAAAUGAGCUCAGAAUCAACCUUUAUUCCACUCUUCCCCUCUUCACAAAUGUGGUGAACAGAGCUACGGUAAACUGUGCUAGGCUAACAGGUUUUGACGAAAAGGCUUGUGGUUCAACAGUCCACGAAGUAAGCAAGCUGUUGGUACCCCCGACGGAGAAUAUUCUGGAAAUCGUGAACUCCAACGAAAAGUACUCGACCUUGAGCCAAAUCAUCAAGGGUACGGAGGUCGAGAAAAUUUUGCAAGAGCAAAACAGGUCCAUAACCCUCUUGGCGCCCACUGACGAGACUUUUGCUGCCUUGGACGAGAAGGACGUGAAAGAGUUGAUUGAAAACAAAGAAAAAGCCAAUUUGAUGUUGAAAGGCCACAUUCUAUCGGAGGUGCUUUGCUGUUCUGGGGUGGGCCCCCAUUCGUGGGGAUUCAACAGCUUAGUACCAACCUUAUCCCACAACCACUACGAGAUUGGCAGGACUGGCUCUCAGGUGCGCAUCAACAGGGCCGUGGUUACCAGUUGCGACAAGUUGGCCGUGAACGGCGUGGUUCAAACCGUCAACAAGGUUAUGGUCCAAAAUCGCCCAACAAUUCCGAACAUAGGAGGCGGUUUUUUCCUCUUUGAUUUGUAAGAAUUAUCAACACGAUUUUUCUAUUUUUUUACCUAGUUUAGCCUUCAGUUUAGUGAUACUUAUAUUGUGACUGAAUUAUCAGAUAAUAUUUAUUGAUUGAAUAUAAGAUUUAUUAAGUA
Molecule: messenger RNA, 2724 nt
Organism: Brassicogethes aeneus
Lineage: Eukaryota; Metazoa; Arthropoda; Insecta; Coleoptera; Nitidulidae
Source: the annotation of a GenBank genome assembly